UCCAGAAUGAACAGACUGAACAUGACCCACGAGGUAAAAAAGUUAAAGAUAAACGUAAAACAUAACCUUUACGAGGUCGCCUAAAUAUUAAGCCGGAAACAUGUAUUUAAUGUAUUAUUUAAAUGAAACUGGAGAUCGAGUGUAUACUCUAAAGAAAGUUGACCCAAAUGGAAAACCCACGUUAUCAGCACAUCCAGCUCGAUUUUCUCCAGAAGAUAAAUAUUCAAGAGAAAGAAUAACAUUAAAGAGGAGAUUUGAUCUAUUACUCACACAACAACCAUUACCUACUUAUUGACACUUAUUUGUUAUUUGUAAUUAA
Molecule: messenger RNA, 319 nt
Organism: Dufourea novaeangliae
Lineage: Eukaryota; Metazoa; Arthropoda; Insecta; Hymenoptera; Halictidae
Gene: Nop10
Product: H/ACA ribonucleoprotein complex subunit 3
Exons: 3
Coding region: 101-295 (64 amino acids)
Biological process (GO): ribosome biogenesis; snRNA pseudouridine synthesis; positive regulation of telomerase RNA localization to Cajal body
Cellular component (GO): box H/ACA telomerase RNP complex; box H/ACA snoRNP complex
Molecular function (GO): box H/ACA snoRNA binding; telomerase RNA binding
Source: RefSeq, a predicted model, not a curated record